Messenger RNA from Colletotrichum destructivum, 897 nucleotides. RefSeq names its product Putative methyltransferase type 11, S-adenosyl-L-methionine-dependent methyltransferase superfamily. NCBI's taxonomy places the organism in Eukaryota, Fungi, Ascomycota, Sordariomycetes, Glomerellales, Glomerellaceae. The record is from RefSeq and is a predicted model, not a curated record. Bases 1 to 897 code for a protein of 298 amino acids. Gene Ontology annotation, molecular function: S-adenosylmethionine-dependent methyltransferase activity. The transcript is spliced from 2 exons.
AUGGCUCCGGCUGCCAGUUCCAACCGCAGAGACAACGGUGCGGAGGCCCUCGGGUCAAAGUACAGCACGUUAAACCAGAGUUUCUGGAACGAACGGGCGCCAGCGCAUGCCACAUCGCCCGAAUACGCCCUCGACCGCUUCGUGUCGGAGCCCACGUACCUCAGCAGCAUCGUCGAGUUCGACCGGCCCUUGCUCGGCGACGUCUCCGGACUCGACUGCGUCCACCUCCAGUGCCACAUCGGAACCGACACCCUAUCCCUCGCCCGGCUCGGCGCCCGUUCCGUGACAGGGCUCGACGUCUCCGACGAGAGCAUCCGCCAGGCGCGCCUGCUGGCGCAGAAGGCGCUGGAGAGCGGGGGGCGGGAGCUGCGUUUCGUGCAGGCGGACGUGUACUCGGCGCUCGGCGCCUUGGGCCCGGGAAGCUACGACAUGGUGUUCACUGGCAUUGGGGCCCUCUGCUGGCUCCCGUCCAUCUCCAGAUGGGCCGAGGUGGUGUCCGGGCUCCUGAGGCCCGGCGGCCGGCUGUUCCUCCGCGAAGCUCACCCAGUGCUCUGGACCCUGGACGAGGGCGACGCCGGGGGCCUGAGCCUCAAGCACCCGUACUUUGAGAGCGCCGAGCCCGUCCUCCGCGACCAUUAUGACAGCUACGUGGAGACGGACGCUGACGGCGGGUUCGAGAACGUCAUCACGGGCGAGUUUAACCACGGCCUGGGCGAGAUCGUCCAGGCUCUGCUGGACGCCGGGAUGCGGAUCACGGGCCUGAAGGAGCACGACAGCCUCCCCUGGAAGCACUUGUCAGCACACAUGAAGAGGCACGAGAACGGGGAAUGGAUCUUGACUGAGAAGCCAGAGAGGUUGCCGCACUCGUACACUUUGCAGGCCUGGAAACCUGCGUGA